AUGGAUGGCGUAGAACAUGAAAGUGAAGACGGAGAAGAGGAUAGGGGGGAAGACAGGGGGGAAGACGAAAAGGAUGGCGGAGGGGAGGAUAGGGGGGAAGACGGAAAGGAAGAUGCAAGGGAGGAGGGGAAGCUGGAGGCCGAGAUGAAGGGGAGGGUGGGGAGAGCAGCUGGCUUGAAACUUGGCAUUCAAGCUGCAAAACUUUUUACAUCUCAAGGAGGGCUCAUCGAUGAUCCCUGUCUUUUACGCGAUGAUGACAUUCUCUAUGUUUCAUCUGGAGAGGAUUUUAUUCCAGUGUCUGAUUUAAAAUGGCCCUGUGAUGUUGCUGCUGCACCCCGAGGUCCCUGUUGGGUCACUCUCAAUGUUGGAGGAAAGCAUUUCAUGACCACAAGAAACACUUUGAUUGGGAAGGAGCCUCAAUCAAUGCUUGCUAGGAUGUUUUCAGAGGAAAGUCAAAUGCAGCCAAGCCUGACUGAUUCUUUUGGAGCAUUUGUGAUUGACAGAAGCCCCACCUAUUUUGAAGUCCUUCUGAAUUACUUGCGUACAGGGAAGGUCAUCCUGGAUAACAAUGUUAGUCCUGAAGGAGUCUUGGAAGAAGCACGUUAUUUUGGAAUAGAAAAUGUCAUCCCAAAGCUUGAAGCUAUGAUGCAAUUUCAAGUGCCAAGUGAAGGGAUGCCAUUGACAAGAAGGGAUGUAAUACAGGCUCUCAUAACUACAUCUUCUAAGUCUGAACUCAGGUUCCAAGGCGUCAAUCUUGCGGGGGCUGAUCUUUCACGACUGGAUCUCAGAAAUAUUAAUUUCAAGUUUGCUUGUCUUCAUGGCUGCCGGAUGACAGGGGCAAAUAUGAGCUGGUGCUGCCUUGAAAGAGCUGAUUUGAGUCACGCACAAAUGGGUGGAGCACAACUCCUUGGUGUUCGUAUGCUCUGUGCCAAUCUUGAGGGUGCCAAUCUGGUUGGAUGUAACUUUGAAGAUCCUGUUGGCUCUAAGGCUCUACUGGAAGGUGCUAAUUUGAAGUUAGCUAAUUUGGAGGGAAGCAACAUGUGUGGGGUCAAUCUUCGUGUGGCAACACUGAAGAAUGCCAAUGCUCGCAAUUGUGCUUUACGAUCUGCUGUACUUGCUGGUGCUGAUCUUGAGAAUUGUGAUCUUACAGGAAGUGAUCUACAUGAGGCUAAUUUGAGAGGGGCAAAUUUGAAAAAUGCCAGCUUGGAAUUGAUGAUUGAGAAUGUCAUGCUUCCUGCAGAUUCCCAGAGCUUGGAAUCAUUGCUUGAUAUCAGCCUCAGUGGUGAAAGUGGCAAUCAAGUAGACUGGAAACUACCUCGAGGUGAAUUCCACUGUUACGUGUGUGGAAAACUCUCCAGUUGUAGAGGCAGCUUGUACAAGCACCUGAUGUCGGUACACAAGAUACGCGCGGUCACCCGCGCUCCUGUGAGGUGUCUUCAGGACAACUGCAAGUAUUCUUUUACCUAUGUGGGGAAACUUCGGAAUCACUUGAAGGUGAUGCAUAAACUUCCAAUUGAAAUCGAUUCUAUGCAAUUUGAAACCAUGGAAUCUUUCCUGUCAUGGAAGAGGCAUAUGGAGGAAGUGACACGAAGCUCUUAUGUGAAAGUUAACGGACAGAAGAUGUUGAAGGGUGGUCUUCGUACCUACUACUACUGCCAAAGGGCAGGCCAUUUUCGAGGCGAGCCAGAUGGGAGACCAAGAAGACGCAGGGAGUACUCCAAGAGGAUGGGACACUGUAUCUCAAUGUUGACAGCAACAGAAGCUCCAGGUGGUCUUGUGAAUGUAGAUUUUUGCAAGACACACUAUGGGCAUGAUGCAGAAUAUGAGAUUGAUGAAGGUCCACCAACAAUGGUGCCACCUCCUGCUCAAAACAUCCAUGCCACUGUUGCAACCUCAACUGUGAAUAUGUUCAACUCUGGGAUGCUUACAGCCCUGGCUGUGCCUAGCACAUCCUUUGGUACCUUUGACUUUGGUGGCAUCAAAGUGGCAGCCAUGACUGAAAUCAACGAACUCAUGAACAGGGUACGAGCCACAACCAGUGUCGAGGCUUUGAAUGCAGUGCGGAACAGUGUGAGGACAGCCCUCAAUGUUCUGAAUGGCAAUGAUGGGCUAGAUUCCAGAAGUUCUCCAGGUGAAACAGAAGCUGCUGUUGCUGCUCUGGCAGCUCCACCGGGUGUUGCUUCCGGCAGCUACUUCACAGGUCACAAGAUAGAGCCUCCAAUUAAGCGUUCAAAGCACAUGUGA
This is a messenger RNA of Darwinula stevensoni, 2244 nucleotides long. The record is from the annotation of a GenBank genome assembly. NCBI's taxonomy places the organism in Eukaryota, Metazoa, Arthropoda, Ostracoda, Podocopida, Darwinulidae.